CUAGGUGGCAGCACUAAACCAUCAUGGCAGCUACAAAUUUUUUGCCUUGUUUUGCUGUUGUUGUAUGUUUUGUUUUGCUUGCAGAAAAACGGACAUUAGCUGACGCCCCCACCUCACUGCGGCUAGUACAGCUGCUCUACCGUCACGGUGACCGCAGUCCGGUCUAUAGAGUGCCAAUUAAAACUGACGUGCACACAGAGGCAGACUGGCCCCAGGGAUGGGGUCAGCUAACUACAGAAGGCAUGAUCCAACACUACAAACUGGGACGCUGGCUCCGCAGACGCUACGACGGCUUUCUGAGCAGCUCUUACGUUCGCAAAGAGAUUCACGUCCGAAGCACGGACUACGAUCGCACGCUCAUGAGCGCGCAGUGCAACCUGGCGGGUCUCUACGAACCGACGGGAGCGCAGCGGUGGGACCCCGACAUACGCUGGCAGCCGAUCCCGGUGCACACCGAGUCCGAAGACUACCUGCUGAUGCACAACGCGCCGUGCCCGCGAUACGACGCGCUGGCAUACAAAUCAUUCCACACGCCCGAGUUUCUGAAAAUCGUCAAGGAGAAUCAGGACUUCCUGGACCAGCUAUCGCAGUGGGCGGGAGGAGCGCACGCGGACAUCAGUGCCGCAAAGUCGAUAUACGACACGCUGUUCUGCGAGCGGGCUCACAACAUGUCGUCGCCGGCAUGGCUCACCGACGACGUGUACGACAGACUGCACGCGCUGCAGAACGCCGCCCUCAUGGUGAAAUUCGGCUACAAGGAGAUGCUCCGGCUCUUGUCCGGCACGCUGCUCGGAGAAUUCAUCGCCCACAUGAAGGCCAAGGCCGGCGCCGCGGACGCGCCGAAGUUCGCGGACGGGAUCGACGAAAAGCUGUUUGUCUACUCGGCGCACGACUCCACCGUCGCUCCGUUCCUUGGCGUCAUGGGCGUGUUCAACGGCGAAAACCCGCCGUACACGGCGACGGCGAUCGUCGAGCUGCACGAGUUCGCUGAGGGCGAGUUCUCGGUGAAGGUGCUCUACAGGAACGCGACGACGACGACGCAGACGCGCGACGACGACGACGACCUGCACGACCUCACCGCGCUGCUGCCGGGCUGCGCUGACCCGUGUCCGCUCGCGAGAUUCGCUGAGAUCUUCGUGGAUAUGGUCCCGGUCGACGUGAGGAAGGAGUGUGGGGGGGACGAGACGCCGAUCGCGACACGCGACGACGGAUGGAAUACGCUUAGCGUCGCGAUCAUAUCUGCUGUGAUGUUUGUUUUAGGGGCCAUUGUCAUCGGGAUUUGCACGUGUCUGGGGCGCUCCCGCCGACACACAAGCAACUACCGGAAAUUACGCAGGUUCGACGAAGAGCUGGCCAACGGUAAUGCAAUAAAUCUAGAUGGUGAAGAAGAUGGAGACCUUUGAUGAUAAGAAUUUUUUCCAAGUGUAAUAAUAUGAAUUUUGUUAAUAACACUAAAUAUUUUUUUUUUAAGUAGUCAAUGUAAGGGCAAGAGAGAAAUAUAUAUAUUAUAUCUAUUAAUAGCUAUAUUUGCAUGAUAUAAUUUUUACUGGUCCAAGCAUAUUAGAAAUAAUGACGAACCCGACUGCUAGUGCUGCCUUCCUGUGGUGAUACAGACUAUCUUGUUUGAGUUUACAUUCACAUGCUUUUAAGCAGAAACUUGUGAUUUCUUACCCCUACUAUUAUUCAAGUGUAAAAAUUAAUAGUUAUAAUAUUUAACAGUAAUCAUUCCAUUUAGAUAUCAAACAGUUAAAAUUGUUAGGUAAAACAAGCAAGGGCCAAUUAAAUUUAAACUAAUGCUGAACAUGAAUAUUUUUGUAUUUAAAGAAUAACAGUAAUAUAAUUACUAUAACAAGAGUAAUUGCUAUUUUAUUUUCUAUUAUAGAUAUUAAAUAUCUACUCGAGCUUCAAUAUCAGGAAGCUUUCAUGGGAUACACUAUAAAAUUAAUAUUUUUUUCUAAAUAACUUGUGUAAAAUGUAUUGGUUUUUUCCCAUGUAUAUGUAAACUACUUCUAACAUUCAAUAAAUAUGGUUUGAAACGUCAUCACU
Priapulus caudatus is the source of this 2046-nucleotide messenger RNA. RefSeq names its product prostatic acid phosphatase-like. Gene Ontology annotation, molecular function: phosphatase activity. The coding region runs from base 24 to 1403 and encodes 459 amino acids. Gene Ontology annotation, biological process: dephosphorylation. The transcript has a single exon. NCBI's taxonomy places the organism in Eukaryota, Metazoa, Priapulida, Priapulimorpha, Priapulimorphida, Priapulidae. The record is from RefSeq and is a predicted model, not a curated record.